Molecule: messenger RNA, 3066 nt
Organism: Phragmites australis (common reed)
Lineage: Eukaryota; Viridiplantae; Streptophyta; Magnoliopsida; Poales; Poaceae
Product: carbon catabolite repressor protein 4 homolog 6-like
Exons: 15
Coding region: 136-2826 (896 amino acids)
Molecular function (GO): 3'-5'-RNA exonuclease activity
Source: RefSeq, a predicted model, not a curated record
AGGACUAUAUGUGUCAACGACUCUCAAAGCGUAAACGUCCCCGUCCCCGUCGCCGCCACCAGCCACCAGACCCUACCGAAUGCGCGGCCGCGCCAAGGUCGCCGCCCGCUACCGCCGCCGCUGUGAGCGAGAGUGAUGCGGCUCGCUUCCUCCGCCUUUCUACGCCGCGCCGCCGCCAUGUCCUCCUCCUCCUACAGCCGCAGAGGCUACCCGCGCCCACGCCGCAGCUACUCCGCCCGCCCCUCGCCGCCGCCGCACCCCGACGCGGGCGCCGAGCUCGUCAGCGGCGACUCCCACCUCAGCGCCGUGCGCGCCGCCAACGACUCCCUCCGCCGCGGCGGCGUCCGCGGCCCUCCACCGCCGUACAGGCAAGGGCCCCAACAGCCGCCGUACGGUUAUGGCUAUGGCUACGGCUACGGCUACGGCUACGGCUACGGCCAACCGCAGCAGCCGGGUCCCCCAUACGGGUUUGUGCCGUACAACUACGGCCACCCGCAACAGCCGCCGCUACCGCCGGGGCCUCAGUAUGGCUACGGGGCUCCGAACCCGUACGUCCACGGGUAUCCACAUCCGCAGCCGCACGGGCGCGCGCCUGUGAAUGCUGGGUUCCGUCCUGGUGGGCCACAGCUGACUCCCCGGCUCGCGGAUUACCGCCGACGGUGGCGGUUUGCACAGCAGCGGCCGCCUCACCAAGCGGAGAGAUUUAAGGUUCUAUCAUACAAUAUACUAGCGGACUAUCUGGCCCAGGAGCACCGAUUUCUUUAUGAACGAAUACCAUCUUUCAUCCUGGAUUGGAACUGGCGGAAGGAUAAGUUAAUGUUCGAGUUCGGCUUGUGGUCUCCAGAUAUUCUAUGUCUUCAGGAGGUUGACAAAUUUGCAGACAUUGAACAAGAAAUGGCGAGCCGAGGAUAUAAUGGCAUAUGGAAGAUGCGGACUGGAAAUGCUGCUGAUGGAUGUGCAACCUUUUGGAGAACAUCAAGGUUCCAGUUGUGUUAUGAAGAGGACAUUGAGUUUAACAAGCUCGAACUUCGUGAUAAUGUUGCACAGCUCUGUGUUUUAGAGUCAGUGGUUCCAAGAAAUGUCCAAACUGACUCUACUUGUUCAUUUACAAGCCCUAGCCACCCGCAACAAGCUAAACAAGUUGUUGUAUGUAAUAUUCAUGUUCUUUAUAAUCCAAAAAGAGGGGACAUCAAACUUGGUCAGGUUAGGACACUUCUUGACAGAGCUUAUACUGUAUCCAAGAUGUGGAACGAUGCUCCAGUAAUACUUUGUGGAGAUUUCAACUCUACACCCAAGAGUCCGCUGUACAAUUUUGUAUUGGAGCAAAAGUUGAAUUUGUCCGGCCUUGCAAAAAGUACUAUAUCUGGGCAGCGCACUAUUGCUAGUCCACAAGGGCUAUAUACUGGCCCUAACAUAUCUCAAUUCCAUCCACCUUUUUAUCCAACCAACAAUAGAGAGGGAAACAUAGCUCUUCUGAAUGAUUGUAAGCCUCAAACUGAAACAACAAAGUUGGUGGAAAGUUCUUGCCCUGAAUCAAGUAACAGUUGUGGCAACAAGAUACCUUGUUCUGGCUCUACUAAUCUUGACGAGCAAGGAUUAUUGAGCUGUUUGGAAGGUCCUGGAAGGGAUUGGCGUACUUCUGACGCUGAUGCCUGUACUGACAAAACCGAAAGUGAAGGUACAGCCACUGACAAAUCUAGUGAAGGGUGUCUUGGAGUGAUCAAAACUGAAUCUGGAGAAGAACCUGACGGACCAUCUGCUCCAGCCACACUGUGCAGUGAAAUCCUCCAGUCAGGUUCAAGCGAAAUAGCUAAUAGCAGCCAGCUGUUUUCUUCUGAUGAAUCAUUUGGGCUCAAGGAUUCCGUUGAAGAACUAGUAGGAGGUAGCAAGAAGGAUUCAAACGCCCACACAGACUUGCCUGGUGAAGUGAUUUCUGAAGAAUUUACACGUGCUUUUGAAGAAAACGGGGUCCAAUCAGAUGAACUGUCGGCUGUCUCAAAAGACAACCCUGAUGAAAGGGAAAAGGCUACGGAAUCUAUGUUGUCUGAUCAAGACAACUGCACAACUAAUGAGCCAGAGUCAUCUCAUUUCAGUGGUUCUCAGAAUUUUGCUGAUGCACUCCACCAGAUGAGUAAUGUGAGGCUAGAUGGAGAAAGUAGUACUGAAGCAACCCACUUGACAUCACCAGCAGAAUCGGUACAUCAACCAAAUGGUGCUGUUUCAGAUGCCUGUGGCAAUCAGUGUACCCCUAAAGAGAUAUAUAAGUAUUCAGUCCCGUGUAGAGAUGAGUCUGAAAGCAAUGUUCUUGCUUUUGAGGAUGAUACAAUAGCUAAUGAAGUUCUCUGCACAGAUGUGAAUUCUGACUCCUUCUUUGAAGAGUUCUCUGGCGGUAAUGAUCGCUUACUUGAAGAGGAAGAUCAGGAGCCAGCAACAUCCGAUGGUUCACCAUCUUCUCAGCAGGUAGUUACUUCCAAUGAAGGGUAUUACUAUUAUGAUCCGUACAGGUGGACACCGGACGAAAUAAAAGUUGCUACCGGGAACAAUGAAUGCGCUUACGUGGAACACAAUUUGAAAUUAAGGAGUGUGUAUACAGAUGUGGAGGAUUUCGACGGGACAAAAGAUGCCAACAAGGAGCCGCUAGUAACCAGCUACAACAGAAAAUUCAUGGGAACAGUGGACUACAUAUGGGCUUCGGAAGAUCUGCAGACUGUUCAAGUUUUAGAUACAUUCCCCAAAGAAAUAUUGAAACAAACAAUUGGGUUCCCGACAAAGAAAUGGGGAAGCGAUCACCUUGCCCUUGUCUGCGAAUUAGCGUUUACAAAAUGACGCUCAUCGAACGGGGCGAGAAGACACCUGCAUAGCAGAGAGUAACCAAACACAUACCUCGAGAAAGAAUAUCCUACGGAAACCAUUAACAAUCAUUUAUUCGUUAAUCCAGAACCAAAUUUUGCUCUUGUCGAGCUCGUUAAUUUCCUCCUCCUUCGGCAAGUUUCUAAACUGUACAUGAGCUGAUGAAUGCAUCGUUUGAGUCAAGUUUAAGAGGAUGACUCCUCAAUUUGGUGUGGA